UCAUACCUCUCUGCCACUUUGGCAUUACGUCAAUGCCGUAGACUCCUAUAGAGUUGCAGUUCACAUAGCAAGAGGCAGCCAUUGUUUUUACGUUACCUGCAACACUUUUAAAGGGACGAAGUAAUUUGUGUACGGUUUUCUUGAAAUACACUCGUCGCACAUUUGGUGAUGUCCACGAUGAACCCCGAAUAUGACUACCUUUUCAAGCUUCUGCUCAUUGGUGAUUCUGGUGUUGGCAAAUCUUGUCUUCUGCUGAGAUUUGCGGAUGAUACGUACACGGAAAGCUAUAUUAGCACUAUAGGUGUAGAUUUUAAAAUAAGAACAAUUGAUCUGGAUGGCAAGACUAUAAAACUACAAAUUUGGGAUACUGCUGGUCAAGAGAGGUUUCGCACAAUUACGUCAAGUUAUUAUCGAGGUGCUCAUGGAAUUAUUGUGGUUUAUGAUUGCACUGACCAAGAGUCAUUCAAUAACGUUAAACAAUGGCUGGAAGAAAUUGAUCGCUAUGCCUGUGACAAUGUAAAUAAAUUGCUUGUAGGAAACAAAAGUGACUUGCAUGCCAAAAAGGUUGUUGAUUAUACUACUGCUAAGGAAUAUGCAGAUCAGCUAGGAAUUCCAUUCCUUGAAACUUCUGCGAAGAAUGCUACGAAUGUUGAGCAAGCAUUCAUGACUAUGGCAGCAGAAAUAAAGAACCGUGUAGGACCUCCAUCAUCAGCUGCUGACACGGCCAAUAAAGUUAAAAUUGACCAGGGUCGUCCAAUUGAAACGGCAAAGUCUGGAUGUUGCUGAAAUUAGUGCAAUUUAUUGCUGCUGUGUACACUUCCCAGCUCAGCAUGUUGCAGUAGCAUCUGCUUGGGAGAUCUGGCAGGGUUUUCCAGAAACUUUGGAAAUGUGUUAGUUUUUGUGAAUAUCUUUUAUCCAAAGACAGCCUGGAGUACCAUGUGACAUACAUUUCAAUCCAGCCAGUUUGUUCUGCAGUGUUGCUGUAUUAUAAUGGCUGAUGUGCAGGUUUUUGUUCAUGUUUUUAUAGAAAUAGUGUUAUUCUGUGUAUAGAUGUGUGGAGCAGAUCGUGCUGGUGUGCUUAAUUCUGGAAUAGCCCUGUGACUUACAAAUCUGAGGAACCUCGAAAUUUAAUCAGAUGUAUAUUUAAUAUAAACGUUUGAUACUUCUAAGAAUUUCACACAUGUAAAAUAUUAUACAUAGUAUACUUAAGUAUUAAGUAAUAUACAUUUCAGAAAAUAUCCUUGAAGGGUUAGGAUUUCUUUUGGGGUAUUACAUAACCAAAAUUCUUGCACGCUUUAUGCUAUAUAAUUUAAAUACUCGUAUUUGUACAUCAGUUUGGUGCAAAUUGGCCCUUCAGAGUAUUAAUAUUUAAAAGAUUAAAAGUCAAAAUAAAUAAUUCACAAAUAUCAUUCCAUAAAUUAUAUUUCUUGUAGUGUCUUUCUUCCUGAACAAUAAAUAUUCUGAAUGGUUAAAUGGAUGUUUGUCCAUAAUGUGAGCAUGUGUACUGUAUGCAGUUCCCACAGAUAACCUUGGCAGCAGGUAGCUGUGGAACAAUUGCAACAAGUGGUGGACCACUUUAUUGGUUUCACAAUCCUAAAAAAAAAAUUGUGUGAACUAUUUAUUUUUUGUACUUUACUUACUCUACAAUGUUCCUGCUGUUGGUGCCAAGGAACAAUGUUCAUUCUACAUAAAAUGCAUCAACAGCAGGAAUGGCAAAAUAUUGUCAGGAACAAUCCAACAAUGGAGAUGUCCAUAAAAAAUGCAGAAUGAGGUGAUUGAUAACCAGUUAUCUGUGAUCUGAAUUUUAAUAACCGUAUGGUCCACAUUUACACUUUAUUAUAUAAAUUUUGCAGUAAGUGAAGCAUUAGUAGUGUACAGUGAUGAAAACAAUUUUCUGUAAAUUAAUUGCAUUUUGCGAUGCAGAACACAAAUAAAAUUUUGUUUAAUGGA
Messenger RNA from Schistocerca serialis cubense, 1950 nucleotides. RefSeq names its product ras-related protein Rab-1A (gene Rab1). The transcript is spliced from 7 exons. Gene Ontology annotation, molecular function: GTP binding; GTPase activity. The coding region runs from base 169 to 786 and encodes 205 amino acids. The record is from RefSeq and is a predicted model, not a curated record. NCBI's taxonomy places the organism in Eukaryota, Metazoa, Arthropoda, Insecta, Orthoptera, Acrididae.